Molecule: messenger RNA, 636 nt
Organism: Symbiodinium natans
Lineage: Eukaryota; Dinophyceae; Suessiales; Symbiodiniaceae
Source: the annotation of a GenBank genome assembly
AUGGCUGCCGAGAUCUCCAAGGACACUCGGCCCCGAGAGCCUCGCGUGGAGGAGCUCCAGCGGGAGGCAAAGCGCGCCAAGUCGGAGUGGGAUCGCGCGAAGCAGGUGCCGGUGCCGGAUGAGGGCGAUGAGGACUUGGAGGACGCGCCCGCAGAGGAAGGCGAUUCCCAAGCUGCCGACCUUGAGGGGAUGCCACCCCUGCAGGCUGUGCAAGGCAGCUGGCUCUCAGCCCGCGGCGAGUGCGCCAUCUUCACCGACCCCAGGACCAAUCGGCUGACGUACGAGGAGCACCUUGCCGACGAUCAGUCCAGGCUGCACGGCUGGCUCGAGCCCUCCGAGGAAGCCAGCGAGGGGUCGAUUGCCUGCUGGAUCGCCACCCUGCAUCUGCUUGAAGAAGAUGAGCUGCCCUGGUAUGGCCCUUCCUUCGGCGAGGAGCCUGAGGCACUGGGCCAGGUCAAGGUGGAGCUGUUCCCCGGUCGACGACUCCAGACGAGCAUCCGCAUCGAAGAUGAGGAUGAUGACUGGCAGUCUCCCACGCCCUUCCGGCGCCGGGCUUCGGAGGAGAUCGCGGCCUCCGCCGCGGCUGCGGAGAGUGCGGCCGCAGGCGGUGCCUUCGUUUUCGGUGGCGGCCGCUGA